UUCAUUCAUUCGUAAGCACUUAGUAGUUUUAUUGUACUUGUUCAUUCUCUUGGGAAGUAUGAAUUCAGAUCCUCUAAUUCUUGGGAGAGUGAUAGGAGAUGUAAUUGAUUAUUUUACCGCAAGCAUAAAAAUGUCUGUAAUUUACAACAACAAAGAAAUCUUUACUGGAUAUGAAGUACCCUUUCCUUCUACAGUUAAGACUAAGCCAAGGAUUCAGAUUCAAGGAGGGGACAUGAGGUCCCUCUUUACCCUGAUCAUGAUAGACCCAGAUGUUCCUGGCCCAAGUGAUCCUUACAUGAAAGAACACUUGCACUGGAUGGUGACAGACAUUCCAGGGACAACAGAUUCCACAUUUGGAAAAGAGUUGACAAGCUAUGAGAAACCAAAGCCUAAUAUAGGAAUCCAUAGAUAUGUGUUUGUCCUUUUCAAGCAAAAAAGGGGGAACAAGUACUCCAUUACAUGUCCUUUUUCGAGGGAUCACUUCAACACACGAAAUUUUGCAGAUCAAAAUGACCUUGGUGUCCCUGUUGCUGCUGCUUAUUUCAAUGCUAGAAGGGCAACGGCUCCUAGAAGACGCUAGGGGUUAGGCUACUAUAGCCAUCCAAUCAGAAGCCGAUUAUCAUGACUUUAUGGCUAUGAUUGAAAUAACAGCUUUAGCUUGCUUUAGAUUGAUUUAGCUUUCUUGUGUUUGUGGAGUUGUUAAGAACAAAGAUGUUAGAAGUUAAUGAAAUUCAGAAGCAUGGAUAUUGUUGUGAAUGCCAUGCUAGCUGAUUGAUGUUUGUUU
Messenger RNA from Lathyrus oleraceus (garden pea), 784 nucleotides. Its product is annotated as CEN-like protein 2. NCBI's taxonomy places the organism in Eukaryota, Viridiplantae, Streptophyta, Magnoliopsida, Fabales, Fabaceae. The transcript has 4 exons. Bases 59 to 580 code for a protein of 173 amino acids. Gene Ontology annotation, cellular component: cytoplasm; nucleus. Gene Ontology annotation, biological process: negative regulation of flower development; vegetative to reproductive phase transition of meristem. The record is from RefSeq and is a predicted model, not a curated record.